AUGUCCACGCUGACUGCUACUCACGAGAUGAUGAAAAGUGUGGUACAAACCUGCUAUGCUCGACAACUCGUGCAUUCAGCCGGCAGUACUGCGCCAACAAGAAUUGGCAAGGCUGUUCGCAGCUUUCGCCCGAAACAACAAACCAUGGACUCGAGAUCAAAGCCUGUGGAGGCAACAUUUUCUGCUAUCACCAGCCGAUGGAUACCUGCUGCACAAACGGGCCACUGUUCUUUGUCAAUCCAGAAACAGGCUGGGUUGCGAACGGGUCUGAGAGAGAUACCACUGCUUCUCCAACGUAUUGGCAGCCAUCUUACACGUCGGAACUCGCCCUAUUGA
This is a messenger RNA of Parastagonospora nodorum SN15, 336 nucleotides long. RefSeq lists its product as hypothetical. The transcript has 3 exons. Bases 1 to 336 code for a protein of 111 amino acids. The record is from RefSeq and is a predicted model, not a curated record. NCBI's taxonomy places the organism in Eukaryota, Fungi, Ascomycota, Dothideomycetes, Pleosporales, Phaeosphaeriaceae.